CUAACUUAUUGCACUAGUUCCGCAGUGCAGCUAAAAAGAACAGACCAACACUUUCCGACAGAAAGUUCCCGCGCUACUUAUAAUUUGUUUUGUUUCUCACAACCGUUAUAUUUAUUGAUCAAUCUAUUUUGACGUUUUCUUUGCAUAGUUGUCAAAAAAUUAUUAUCUGAAUUUUACAAUCAGGCUUCCUAGAAUUAUUUAGAAAUUAUAUUUUAUAAUGCCAAUCUAUCAAAGUAGCUAAUCAUACAACUCUGGCGCUUCUACUCUCUUCAUGUAUUCUCGAGGUGAAUGUAGUUGCUCAAAAAGUAAACUUAAAUUGAAUCAAUGAAAUAACGUUAGUAACGAACAAUAAUCAGUUGAUUGUAUUUGGAGUGUAACGUGAUACAAUGGAUAGUAAUAGUGAGCAACAGGGGUCAUCAUUUUCGCAUAAUGACUCAGUCUUUGAGACCUCAAAUCAUCAUAAUGUGGAAAUGCGACAUUUAUCAAAGGCUAUCAUGGAGACAGAUCAGGAACAUAUUGCGCUUACUAAGGAAAUAAUAAGUUUUUUGUCCAAGAUAAACCUUGAAAUUAAGACAUUACCUAAUGAUAUAAAAGAAGGUUUAGACAGAGUGGCUUCUAUUAUGAAGGUUGAGAAGGUUCUUGAAUUUGAUGAGACAGCUAUGUGUGUAACUAAAGAACGUAGGAUUAUAGAGGAGAAAGCUCGACAGCAAGAAGAGAAGAAACUGUUCCGAAGGUAUAAUGAAAUACAUAGAACACUUACAAGAUUGUUGAAGAAAUUAAGUUAUCUGGAAAACUCAACUCAUUCGCUUGAGAACACAACCAUCACUUGCAAGAAUGAUGAUUUAUACUGUAACAUGAUGUUUUUGUCUGCAAAAUUGAAAGAAUAUCAGGAAACUGAAAAAAGAUUAGAAUCUGACUUAACUGAUAUGGAGGUUGAGGAGAUUUAUCCUGAAAAGAUAAUAGAAAAAUAUAAACUAUAUUUGGAAUUGUUGGGUAACCUAGCUAACAUUAAGCAAUUUUUGGAUCCAUAUCGUGAUUUACCACCUAAUUUAGCAGGAGCUAAAUUAAUGCUGGAAAACAAAAGAAAAGAAUUUGAGCAGUUAGAAAGACAAAUAUUUGGAAGGAUGAAUGAUUGAAUAUGGGCUUCAAUUGUACCUUAAAUAUAUCAAUAAAACGUUCUAUUUUCUCAAGUAUUAUCGACAAUUGUUAGUAAUAAUUUGAGUUACAAGUAACAUUAUAUAAUUUGAGUUACAAAUAAAAUUAUA
This is a messenger RNA of Harpegnathos saltator (Jerdon's jumping ant), 1265 nucleotides long. RefSeq names its product AUGMIN subunit 1. Gene Ontology annotation, biological process: spindle assembly. The record is from RefSeq and is a predicted model, not a curated record. Gene Ontology annotation, cellular component: cytosol; HAUS complex. The transcript has 2 exons. The coding region runs from base 387 to 1136 and encodes 249 amino acids. NCBI's taxonomy places the organism in Eukaryota, Metazoa, Arthropoda, Insecta, Hymenoptera, Formicidae.